This is a messenger RNA of Rhipicephalus sanguineus (brown dog tick), 2841 nucleotides long. Its product is annotated as neprilysin-1. The coding region runs from base 1 to 2493 and encodes 830 amino acids. Gene Ontology annotation, molecular function: metalloendopeptidase activity. Lineage: Eukaryota; Metazoa; Arthropoda; Arachnida; Ixodida; Ixodidae. Gene Ontology annotation, cellular component: plasma membrane. The transcript has 4 exons. Gene Ontology annotation, biological process: protein processing. The record is from RefSeq and is a predicted model, not a curated record.
AUGGCUGAGAGUUCAAGGAAGAGCAGUUUGAACUACAGCGGCCAGCGACCCGCCAUGGCUGAGAGUUCAAGAAAGAGCAGCGUGAACGACAGUGGCCAACCACACGCCACGACCGUGCGCUCAAAGACUCCCAGUUUGUCGUCGAAAUCGUCCAAGUCGUCGGAAAAGUCACGCUCGUCUAACGAAAAGACUAUCGGUCCUGACAAGAAGCGCCGGAAGCCUUCAUUCUCGGAGGAAGCCGCCAGCAAGGUUUCGCUGACGUCAGAGAAAUCCCUGGACAUACCUACGGUGCCCACCCUCUCAAGGCGACUGCCGUCAAAGAGAAAAUACAGCGCAGAAAAGGUGUCAAUGACGACGGAGAGGUCUAUGGACAUACAUACGAUAUCAAGGCUUUCGAAACCAGUGCACUCAAGGACACACAUAAGCACAGAUAAGAUUGCCGAUCAUAGCACCGCGGAGACACCGAGAACCAGACGCAAACACAAAAUCGUCAUGGUGCUCGCCACAGUUGGGCUGCUGCUGGUCAUCGGCAUUCUGCUGGCGGCCUACUUCUACACGACUGACACGAGGCGAAAGAAAGUGGCGACCUGUGUCACCGACGACUGCGUCGCCUUUGGCCAAGAACUGAGCGCAGCCAUCAACAGGGCCGCAGACCCGUGCCAGGACUUCCACGCGUACGUCUGCGGCAAGUGGGACGACCCCAGUCGCCAGGUGUCCACCGAAGACCGGAUGAGGGUCGCAGCCCUAAACAUGGCAGUCAGGGACGUCAGAGAGGACACGUCACUCGUCGGGAAAGCGGCGCAAUUCUUUGAGAGCUGCAACAGGGCCGCCACAGACCUCAAGGAGAACCUGAGACAGUUCACCGAGUUCCGCCAAUCCCUUGGGCUGACCUGGCCCGAGCGCAGCACACUAUACUUGAAGCACCCGCUGGACAUCAUGGUCGACUUGGCGUUGAACUGGCAGAUGAACUUCCUGUUCGACAUAAACACUAUUGUGGUUCGAGAAUCUCCAACGCUUCUCAUUCUGCGCGGUCGUCUGGACUCCGUUUGGGAGCAGGACAAGCGUAACCCGAGGACACCCGAGCAGUACGAAGUUUACUUGAGCGACUACUGCGAAAUACUCGGUGUCAGUCGCUCACAAGUCAAAAUCAAAACGGCCGAUCUGAUUCAAAUUGAAAAUAACAUUGUCGAAGCCAAGAUCGAUUUCCUCUAUGACGCCCCUCGACAAGAUUGGUUCAGUUUAAGCGACCUCGAUGGUAAGACACCGACGCUGCCAGCGGGGUUCUGGCUAGACGUCCUCGCUAAGCACGACAAACAGUUCAACUGGACCCGUGACAGCACAGUGAUCGUCGAGGAUGUCAAGAUACUAGGAACUACGGAAAAAUUGCUGAAGAGUUUCACUCGCGAAGGUUUAGUCACAGCGUUGUCGUGGAUAUUUAUUCAGACACACCUGUGGGCUGUCGUCGGUAUGCCAUCAUUAAGAUUUCGCGGCUCGGACUCUCAACUGAAGACCAUAAACGAGCACGGCUGCAUGACCUACGUCGAAUCUCUUCUCGGUCUGUCCGGCGUGUCGAAAAUGAUGACCGACCGCUACGGCCACAUCGAAAGCCGGCUCCAUGCAUUCAGCUUCCUGCGCAGAAUGAAUGAGAAUAUUAAGCGUCUGGUGAACGACCUGCCAUGGAUGGACGAAGAUAGCAAGCGGAUGGCAUUUUCGAAGCUGGACAAAAUGAACCGCGUCGUAAUGCCGCACGACAGCUUCUUCGUCAAAAAGGAACGCGAGGCCCUGUACAGCGUGUUUCCGGACAUGAACGGCAAGACUUUUAUGACGAACUUAUUGGGCGCCUCUAAAGUUUAUCAGAGCCUCCGAAACCAUGAACGCUUUCAGGACGUGUACAGCGUUCGCACGUUUCCCCGUUUCGGCCGUGCGUUUUAUUUAUACUUGCCCAACUCGAUGACACUCGCGAUCGGCGACUUGAACCCGCCGCUCUUUUACCAUAACGCCACGCUGGCCAUUAAAUACGGCGCACUGGGCUCAAUAGCGGGUCAACAGAUUGUCAAAUCGUUAGACGAAACAGGCGUCACCGUAGAUGUCGCUGGUGUGCGCGGACCAUGGCUGAAGCCCCCGGCAGCCGCAGUGCACGCCCAGAAGUCCAACUGCGACGUCCAGACUACGACGGACACCAACAAGUGGCGUCCGCUGCGAGUGUUUCCCGCUGUGGCGGGCCUGGAAGUGGCGUUCGCCAGCUUUAGCGCGGCGGUAACGCUGGACUACCUCGCCCUGGACGACUUCCGGAUUCUUCACCUCGAACAGUUCACGGACAGGCAGAUCUUUUUCCUCGCGUUCUGCUAUGCGCACUGCUCAAAGCGACCGCAGACGGGAGGCGACGAGUGUAAUGUGCCGGUGAAGAACUCGCCCCAUUUUGCGGAAUCUUUUAAGUGCCCCUCAAAUAGUCCCAUGAAUCCGUCCAAGAAGUGCCAGUUUUUUUUACCAUGAUCAAUGCUACCGUUCUUUUUUUCUUGGUGAAUGCGUAGUUUGACUUUUUAUUCUUUAUUUUAGCGUGAUCGAGAGCCUUAAAAACUGCACGCCUGUCAACCCAGCUGGGAAUUAUCGCACGAAUAUCAAAUGCGUAUUUGAUAUGCUAAAAAUUUCUCGAGGUACCAUCGGCUCUUCAUUUAUCCGCUUUCUUUUGAAGCUCUAAAUAAUGCUUUGCCAUAAAACGAAUAUAUUACAAAUGCCGAAAGGAUUAUAUUUAAACAAACUCUGUUGGGUUGAUGCCUUUACACACAUGCUGUAUUUAAGCGUGAAUACCGGAAAACGUAAUUCAUAGUCUAUAUUUUUCGA